AAAUGUUUUGUAGCGAGUAUCGACCAUAACUGUUGUUGGAGCCAACUGUAAAGUGUUAAACUAAUGGCAACCAAAUCGCCGGACAGACCAGCCGAGCCUCCGUCUAUCGCCACCGAUACUCCGUCUAUCGCCGUCGAAGCUCCAUCAACCGCAGCCGAAACUCCAUCUACCGCCGCCGAAACGCCUCAAACUCAACUUCAACCUUCGACUUCUACUCCUCCUUCUGCAAAGCCGCUACCACCGACGGCGAAACCAGAGGUCCCAUUGCCAGAAUCCAAAACGUCAAACGAUCCAAGCUUAAUCUUAGUCCCAAGUCACUCGAGAUGGUUCUCAUGGGAUUCAAUUCACGAAUGCGAAAUCCGUCUCAUUCCAGACUCUUCCAAGAACCCUAGGGUUUACAAAUACUACAGAAACUCCAUCGUUAAAAUUUUCAGAUUCAAUCCCAACAGAAAAAUAACAUUCACGGAUGUCCGCAAAACGCUCGUUGGUGACGUCGGUUCAAUCCGAAGAGUCUUCGAUUUUCUGGAAGCUUGGGGUUUAAUCAAUUACCAUCCUUCUUCGGCGCUCAGUAAACCCUUCAAAUGGGAAGACAAAGAAUCCAAAACCGACUCAACAUCAAAUUCCACGGAAUCUCCUUCUCCGGCGCCUGUCAGAGAAACCGCUAAGAGAGUUUGCAGUGGUUGCAAAGCUCUCUGUGCCAUUGCUUGUUUUGCCUGUGAUAAGCAUGAUAUGACUCUCUGUGCGAGGUGUUUUGUUCGCGGCAACUAUAGAGUUGGUAUGAGUAAUUCAGAUUUCAAGAGAGUGGAGAUAAGUGACGAGACCAAGACCGAAUGGACUGAGAAGGAAACACUGAAUCUUCUUGAAGCUAUUACCAAAUUUGGUGAUGAUUGGAAGAAGGUUUCUCACAAUGUUGUUGGUAGGACUGAGAAGGAAUGCGUUGCUCGUUUUCUCAAGCUUCCUUUUGGUGAUCAAUUUCUGCAUUAUCAACACUCAGUGUCUGCUCCUCUCACUGAUGAUGGUUCUGAUCAGUUGAAGCCUUCUGCUGAUGCUGAUUGUGAAUCUGAAACUGUUGCCUCAGCUAAAUCUAAUAAGAGAAUGCGUCUCACACCUCUUGCAGAUGCAAGCAAUCCUAUUAUGGCUCAGGCUGCUUUUCUUUCUGCUUUGGCAGGGACAGAGGUUGCCCAAGCUGCGGCUCAAGCUGCACUGACAAGUCUGUCUGAUCUUUAUAAGUCAACUAGAAUUAAUUAUCGGUCAUUUCCAAAGAAUACAUUGCAUCAAGAUGCUGGUGUGACAUCUAACGGUGGUAAUGCUUCAAAUUCUAUUGAAGGAUCUCUACUGCGUGCAAAUAUACAGUGUGAGAAAGAAGAAUCAGAUGUGGAAAAAGCAAUUUCUGAUAUUAUAGCAGUUCAGAUGAAAGAUAUCCAAGACAAGGUUAUUAAUUUUGAGGAUUUAGACCUGCUAAUGGAAAAAGAACGCCUGCAGUUGGAGCAGGUGAAGAAUUUGUUUUUCCUUGAUCAGCUUAAUCUUUUAUUUCGUAAUAAAACAUCUGCACCGAAGAGUGGAGAAGGCCCAGAAAACAAUAAUGUAAAGAGGAAUUGAUGACUGAUGAGUCUUAGUUAACUAUUGAGCGUAGGUUUAGUUGAAUGUAAACAAUUUUCCUUUUUAAUUUUUCUGCACUCCUUUUGCUUUGGUUGUGAAGUCACUGGAGUGUUUGUUCAAUAUUAUUGUAACAAUAUCUUCAUAUCAUUGUAGACUUUUCAUCAGAUAUAGUCAACUUGCUCACUCAUUCCUGCUUAAAAA
Messenger RNA from Cicer arietinum (chickpea), 1800 nucleotides. Its product is annotated as SWI/SNF complex subunit SWI3B. The record is from RefSeq and is a predicted model, not a curated record. Lineage: Eukaryota; Viridiplantae; Streptophyta; Magnoliopsida; Fabales; Fabaceae. Gene Ontology annotation, molecular function: protein binding.